This is a messenger RNA of Adineta ricciae, 660 nucleotides long. NCBI's taxonomy places the organism in Eukaryota, Metazoa, Rotifera, Eurotatoria, Adinetida, Adinetidae. The record is from the annotation of a GenBank genome assembly.
AUGUCUAAUGCUGAAGCUAAACCGGUACUUCAUUCAUAUUAUCGCAGCUCAUGUUCAUAUCGAGUUCGAAUCGCAUUAAAUUUGAAGAAUAUUGAUUAUGCUACUCACGCAGUAAAUCUUAUCAAAAGUGAACAGUUAAAUGAUGAGUACAAGAAGCUGAAUCCAAAAGGUGAAGUUCCAGUUUUAUUCAUCGAUGGGAAAGCACUUGCGCAAUCGCUUCCAAUCAUCGAAUACAUCGAGGAAACACGUCAAUUCAAACCUCGACUUCUACCUGAAGAUCCUUUUAAACGUUAUCAGGCUCGUAUGAUAAGUGAAAUUAUCGCUUCUGGCAUUCAGCCAUUACAAAACUUGAGUGUUCUCAAACGUGUUGGCGACGAGAAAAAAGCAGAAUGGGCACAUCAUUUUAUCAAAGUUGGGCUCGAUGCGGUCGAAAAAGUCCUCGAAGAAUCAGCUGGUCGCUAUUGUGUAGGUGAUGAAGUUUCACUCGCUGACUGUUGUCUCGUACCUCAACUAUACAAUGCACGACGAUUUAACGUGGAUUUGGCUAAUUAUCCUAUUAUGACUGCUAUUGAAGAAAGAUUAAGUGCUCUUCCUGCCUUUCAAAAGGCACAUCCUGAUUGUCAACCCGAUUUUCCCGGAGAAAGUGUUACAAAAGCCUAA